Molecule: messenger RNA, 795 nt
Organism: Lodderomyces oxycetoniae
Lineage: Eukaryota; Fungi; Ascomycota; Pichiomycetes; Serinales; Debaryomycetaceae
Gene: RPL82
Product: 60S ribosomal protein eL8
Exons: 1
Coding region: 1-795 (264 amino acids)
Biological process (GO): maturation of LSU-rRNA; ribosome biogenesis
Cellular component (GO): cytosolic large ribosomal subunit
Molecular function (GO): RNA binding
Source: RefSeq, a predicted model, not a curated record
AUGACACAGCCUUCUUCUAAGAAAGUUGCUCCAGCUCCAUUUGCUACUAAAGCAAAAGGUCCUAUUAAACCAAAGAACCCUUUAAUUGAAUCUAGUCCUAAGAAUUUCGGUCUUGGACAAUCGAUCCAACCAAAGAGAAACUUAUCUAGAUUUGUUAAAUGGCCAGAAUAUGUUAGAUUACAAAGACAAAAGAAGGUUUUGUCUUUGAGAUUGAAAGUUCCACCAUCUAUUGCACAAUUUAGCCAAACCUUGGACAAGAACACUGCAGCCCAAACUUUCAAAUUGUUCAAUAAAUAUAGACCAGAGACUGCUUCUGAGAAAAAGGAAAGAUUAACCAAGGAAGCUGCAGCUGUAGCUGAAGGUAAAUCCGCCAAGGACGUUUCACCAAAACCAAUCAAUGUCAAAUAUGGUUUGAACCAUGUUGUUUCUUUAAUAGAGAACAAAAAGGCAAAAUUAGUUUUGAUUGCAAAUGAUGUUGAUCCAAUCGAAUUGGUUAUUUUCUUACCAGCCUUGUGUAAAAAGAUGGGUGUUCCAUAUGCUAUCGUUAAGGGUAAAGCCAGAUUAGGAACUUUGGUGCACAAGAAGACUUCCGCAGUAGCUGCAUUAACUGAAGUUUCAUCUGCUGAUGAAUCUGAAUUGACUAAAUUGAUAUCGACUAUUGAUGCUAAUUACUUGCAGAAAUACGAAGAGAACAAGAAACACUGGGGUGGUGGUAUAAUGGGCUCAAAGGCUAAUGAUAAAAUCGCUAAGAAGCGAAAGGCUAUUGCCAAUGCUGCAUCUACAAGUAGUAAUUAA